This is a messenger RNA of Physella acuta, 1203 nucleotides long. RefSeq names its product serine/arginine-rich splicing factor 7. Lineage: Eukaryota; Metazoa; Mollusca; Gastropoda; Physidae. The record is from RefSeq and is a predicted model, not a curated record. Gene Ontology annotation, molecular function: zinc ion binding; RNA binding.
UGUCGGCUACGCCAUCUUGAAAUUUUUAACUAGAUUCAGACGUGAGGAUUUAAGUAUCACGCCUUCUCUACUCUUAGAGACAUUAAGGGAUCACAAUUGGAUUAGUCAACAUCAACGCGUAAAUCCUUUAAAUCUGUCAUGUCACGGUACAGUAGAGCCCCUAACGACUGCAAAGUGUAUAUUGGUGAUUUACCCAAGGAUGCAUCAGAAAAGGAAAUAGAGAGAGCUUUUAGCUACUUUGGGCGCUUAAGAAAUGUUUGGGUGGCAAGGAACCCUCCUGGAUUUGCUUUUGUUGAAUUUGAAGAUUACAGAGAUGCUGAAGAUUCAGUGAAAGAAUUAGAUGGAACAAACAUUUGUGGAAGUAGAUGCAGAGUGGAACUGUCAACUGGUAAGGUUCGUCCAAAACCUUGGUUAAGAGGUGGUAGAGGGCCACCCAGGAGCAGACGUGCAUUUAAUCCUGAUGAUAGGUGUUAUGAAUGUGGGGAAAGGGGUCACUAUGCGUAUGACUGUUCCCGAAACCGCCGUGGAGGAGGUGGUAGCUCUUCAAGGCGUAAAUCGAGAUCAUAUUCUAGGAGUUACUCACGUAGUAGAAGUCGUGGUCGCCGAGAUAGCCGUUCUAAAAGCAGGGCUUCGAGGUCUGACGCUUCAAGAUCAAGAUCACCUCAAGCAAAAUCACGUUCACCAUCUCAUCAUUCCAACUGAGUUAUUUCUGGCUUUUGGGCAGGGGAAUUUUUUAAAAAUAAUUUCUUAUGGGUGGUUUCAUGGCAAUGCUGAUGAUGAAAUGUUUAUCAGUUAGAAGAGAUAAACAUGGCCAUCAAUCGUAAUAGUUGUAGUGUACUUGAUGAUCCAGGUUCCAAAUUAACAUUUUAUAUGAGGUUUUAUUUAGUUUUAAGUAAGUCACUAACUUAAGGCAGACUGCUUGCCACUAAAUAUGCUGUAAAGAUCUUGUAUAAAGUUGUGUAUUUUUAAACUUAAGUUAGGUUCUAAUUUAUAGCAUGUAAAGUUUUAUGGGAUGGUCUAUGCGGCAGCUUUUUAUGAUCUGUCAGAUUUUGUACAUUCUGUUAUUGCUACCUUCUGUAUUUCACUUUUCUUCUUUGAAUAAGACAAUGCCUGUUGGUAUCCAAUACAUAAUAUUGUCAGUUAAUUUUUUGUCAACAAUUUACUGUCAUUUUCAUUAGAAUCACAAUAAAAUUUCCAUUUUUA